CGCGGUACACAACUGUUAGCCCGGCCACGCGCGCGAUGUGCUUCGGCAAAGCGGGUGCGCGGGGCUGGGAGAGAGGAAUCCAGGAGUCGCUGGUUAACUACCCCUUUGGUACAUGUCAACCCAGGAAGCUCUUUCCUCACUAUCACCCCCCAAACUUGUUGGGGCACAAGUUUCUCCCUCUUCGAGGAGCGCCCCACAGAGGGCCUGGAUGUUACAUAGCAGAAGAUGUAUAUGGAUUGGCGCACAACCUCUCUAAGAUCCCGACCAGUAGAAAAGGAUACACUUUUGGUGCCAGAACAGCUGAGAGGUUUAAGGCAAUCAACAAGGACAUGAUGCUUUACCCAGGCAUGUACCAGGCUGCAAAUCCUCAGGAGCAAAUACACAAACAAAAUUUUGCUCCAUUUAAUGCCUUGUUGCCUCGAUUUAGGACAUACUCAAAGGACACUUAUUAUCCUGGCCCUGGUACAUACAACCCAGAGAUGAAGCCACCCCCCAAAAUCACCUGGCCAAUGAAAUUUGGAUCUCCAGACUGGGCUCAGGUUCCAUGUCUACAGAAGAGAACCCUAAAAGCUGAGCUGCCCACCGACAAGGACUUCAGAAAGCACCGGAACCGUGUGGCCUACCUAAGCCUGUUUUACAAUUGAAGAGCUGGGACUACCUUCACAGGCUCCUCCUGACCACGGAUCCAGGACUGAGGACAGAGCUGCUCUUCCCCCUGCAUUGCUGUGCUCUCUUGUCUGCCAGCAAAGGGCCCAGGGAGGGAAGGGGCUCAUAACUACUGUGUGAGAACAGAAAGACUACUUCAGAGUG
This is a messenger RNA of Ailuropoda melanoleuca (giant panda), 810 nucleotides long. RefSeq names its product ciliary microtubule associated protein 3 (gene CIMAP3). Gene Ontology annotation, biological process: regulation of cell projection organization. Gene Ontology annotation, molecular function: cytoskeletal protein binding. NCBI's taxonomy places the organism in Eukaryota, Metazoa, Chordata, Mammalia, Carnivora, Ursidae. Bases 36 to 644 code for a protein of 202 amino acids. The record is from RefSeq and is a predicted model, not a curated record. The transcript is spliced from 6 exons.